Molecule: messenger RNA, 724 nt
Organism: Dimorphilus gyrociliatus
Lineage: Eukaryota; Metazoa; Annelida; Polychaeta; Dinophilidae
Source: the annotation of a GenBank genome assembly
UAUGCUAACCGAUGAUGAUGUACGAGUGCCCUUUGGAAAAGCUUCCGAACGAGCUCAAGACUUCGUAAAACAUGGUAUGCUAAACGAAUUGCUAAAUUUGGCGAAAGAAUACAAGAACCUUAAAGAAAUUUACUUGGCUCUGAGUAAGCUAACAAUCCGAAAUGAAUUCUGUAAAGAAAUAUUAGACUGUGGUGGUGUUGAAUUUUUACUUAAAUCAUUAACUGAUCCGGAAAAUAAUGCAUCUCUUCUCAAAUCUAAAAUAUCACUUAUAAAAGCUGUUUCUGGGAAUGAUGACGCUAAAAUCGAAAUAGCUAAACAACAGGGAAUCGAAAUUAUUAUGACUGUUCUAAACAGAUAUAUGAAGAACGCACCAAUCGCUGAAAUUGCAUGUUCAACCUUGGCGAGUGUCGUUUUAAGACAGCCGAAUCAUAGUAAUAUUGUUAUGGAGAAUGGAGGAGCUGAAUUAAUAACUAGAGUAAUUGCAGUUCAUAUAGAAAAUACCAUUGUUUUGUCGUCAUUGUGUCUGCUAGUUAGGAAUCUAGUAAGCAGAGUUAAAGAACAUUCCUCAGCACUUCUUGAACGAGGUAUUGAACAGCAACUUCAUAUGGUUUCGAACAAACACGAAAAAUGUGCUGAUUCGGUGAAAGCUGCCUUAAGAGAUCUAGGUUGCCAUGUAAGCCUUAAGGAAGAAUGGAAAGGAGAAGGCCGUACUUUAGCUAGAUAA